Fusarium fujikuroi IMI 58289 is the source of this 2598-nucleotide messenger RNA. RefSeq lists its product as uncharacterized. The transcript has 4 exons. Lineage: Eukaryota; Fungi; Ascomycota; Sordariomycetes; Hypocreales; Nectriaceae. The record is from RefSeq and is a predicted model, not a curated record. Bases 1 to 2598 code for a protein of 865 amino acids.
AUGUUGCGCCCUACAGACUCUCCCAUGCCAAUUGGCAUCGGUUUCCUUCUUUUGUCUUUCGGAGCCAAGGUCGCUUCUGCCGUUCCUUAUCAAAUCUACCAGCUUAAUGAGCGAGACGUCAACACUGACACCACUUCAACUGAUACCUUCAUUUCUACAACCACCAGCGCCGUCGCGCCCAUUGACGUUCUUCCUACUACAAGUUCAGAUAUCGUUGUCAUCAACACUGAGACGUCAUCCGACGCUAUUGUCGUUGACACAACUACCAAUGCGGCCCCGGUAGUCGAACCUCCUACCACUAUUGGCCAGAUUGUUGAUGGCACCACCAGCGCUGAGAUUGCGCCUGUUGGUACCGAGACAUCAGCUUUUGUGGAGGUUUCGAGCAGUACUGAUGCUACUAUCGUGAACCCUAUUCCUACCACGACAGAUGACCAGACUACAUCGAACUGGAUCCCUCCCGCUGGUACAGAGACCAACGUUGUUGGUACUCCUGGUGCUAGUACAAAUGUUCCCCCUCCUGCUGGUACUGAGACAGCUACCACCAACGAUGCUGUUGAGCCUAUUGGUACGACCACCAACACUGGUCUCCCUCAUGCUGGAACAGAGACUACGAGCGAUGUCCCUCCUCCGGUUGUCGACACCACCACCAACACUGCUGCUCCGGUUGGGACUGAGACUACAAGCCAUGCGAUUGAUCCUGUCGAUAGUACCACUGAUCUUCCUGCCCCAGGUCCCGAGACGACCACUACCCAACCACAAGCACCUGUUGAUACCACUACCUCCGCUGCUAUUCCUCCUCCCAACACCGACACCAGCGCUGAGGUCCCUCCCCCCGAAACCACAGCCGACAAUGUCGAUGCUCCUAGCACUACCGCCCCCGUCAACAACAUCCCUAGCACCACUGAGAAGGCCUCUGAACCAAGCGACAAGCCCAGCGAUGCGCCAUCAGCACCUGUCACUGCUCCUCCUCAAGAAGCCACUGCUGCUGCUUCUCAGGCCCAGGUCACUGCCUCAGAGUAUAACUCCAAGGUCGACGACAUCAUCCCUAUCAUCGUCGCUUGGACGAACAACCCUGAUGGUCUCAAGACAGAUACGUUGAACAAGGUUAACAACUUGAUCGACGGCGUCAAGGGCGCUAUUAAGGAUCUUGGUGGUAAUGAGUCUGGUGGUUGUCCCGGUAAGCGACGUCGCGGACUUCUCGACAUUGUCUCCAAUGUCAUCAACACUCUAUCUUGUGUCGUCUCCAACCUCGAAGAUGUCACUGGCAAGAUCACUGGUGGCAUUGUCGAGGGUGUCACUCCCAUCGUGAGCACUCUCACCAGCAACAGCAAUGAUCUGAAGGAUCAGAGUGAAGAAGAGGAGGAUGACGACAAGUCCAAGACUGAGAAGCAGGAGUCUAAGACGGAAGAGGAAGAGUCCAAGACGGAGGAGAGCAAGACGGAGGCUAGUACCACCGAGAAGCCGACCUCCACUGAGGCUGAGACUACUACUUCUGCCGAGACGACGGAGACUACAGGGUCUUGCAAGAUGAGGGAGACUACCAGUCUUCCUGCUGCUUCAGAUACCCAACCCAAGACUUCGAUCGCUCUGCCUCCCACGAGUGGUGAUGGCGCUACUGGCAGUGACACCUCUGCUGGCCCAGCUGAGACUGGCACUUCUGACGUGCCUACCUCGACUGAGGCUGCUGACGCGACUACCUCCAACCAAGCUCCUGAGUCGACCACCGCAGCUGAUACUUCUGUCCAAGAGACCUCUACCAAGCCUGCCGAUGAGACCAGCACCGCUGAUCAAACCGUCAAGACUGAAGAGACCUCCAAGGCUGAUGAGACUGACACUUCAGCCCCCGCUACCACAAGGCCCAGCACCCUUCUCACAACAACCCGUCCAGCCGACCAAACCACCAACGCUAUCACUUCCGGCUCAACUGAGGAUAUCACCACCGCCCCAGUGCGCACAUACUACCCCUGCGGUAUCUACGGCGGUCCCCGCGUCACGUCAGCAUACUGCCAAUGCUCCACUACCGUCUCUGGCAAGCAGUACAUCGCGACAGCUACACUCAUCGACAACAAAUGUGAAGCGUACACCGAGUAUCCCUCCAAGACCAUUGAUGGAACUGUCCUCGCAUGGACUGCCUACACUCUUGCAUACGGACAGGUGUACAAGGACGUCACUGCUACUUUCUCUAAUGGCAUUGGUGAGGUGAAGACCAUCGCUACGCCAGUUCCUACGCAAACUCACGUCGAUAACGAUGGGUCCGGGCAGUGCGGUACAAGCGAUGGACUCUCCAAGUCUGGUCUCGGCGACGCAUGUGACCGCGCCAUUGGUGAAUUCCAAGAUGAUACUAUCUACACUGGGUACACUACGCGCUACAGCCGCUCCAAGAAGGGUCUUCUUAUGGUCAUGUCUAUGGGACAGGCUGCUUGUAUUGCCAAGUUUAGCUGUGACGACUAUGGUAUUGGCAUGAGCGGUAAACUCAUCAAGGAAGCACGUGAGAACGCGAAGAAGAAUGACAACAUUUGGAUGUGUGGACACAUUGAGUUGUCGAACUCUUGUAAGGUUGUUAUGGAUUACUGCACAAACUGUAACAAUGAGGGUUAA